Branchiostoma belcheri (Belcher's lancelet) is the source of this 4542-nucleotide messenger RNA. Its product is annotated as alkaline phosphatase, tissue-nonspecific isozyme-like. The transcript is spliced from 22 exons. The coding region runs from base 226 to 3183 and encodes 985 amino acids. Gene Ontology annotation, biological process: dephosphorylation. Lineage: Eukaryota; Metazoa; Chordata; Leptocardii; Amphioxiformes; Branchiostomatidae. Gene Ontology annotation, molecular function: alkaline phosphatase activity. The record is from RefSeq and is a predicted model, not a curated record.
GUGACACGACCUAGAUAACACAUUCAUCCCAGCAGCUAGACUGAGCGUUGGUCAACCUUGGGUCACGCUGCUCACGCAACGCAACGUAGCGAAGCAAACCAAACCCCCAUAAAGGUAUCAAGACGUAGGGCGUGUCUACGUGUUCACACGCUAUAUAGUAUUUGAGAACUAACUUUGUUGUGAAGUAGUAAAAGCGUGCAGUACGGACGGACGCCCAGAGGAACCAUGUUUGGAGCUCCGGUGAAGUUCGCUGUUUUAGCGGCGUGGUGGUCUGCAUGGGCUCUGACCUGCUCCUGCCAAACAGAGGAGGAAAAGCAGCCGAAAUACUGGAACGACCUGGCCUGGAAGGACAUCCAAGAAACCCUCAAAGUCCAGCCGAAAACGGGCGUGGCCAAGAAUGUGAUACUGUUUGUAGGCGACGGGAUGGGCGUGUCCACUGUGACGGCGGGGAGGAUCCUGAAGGGUCAGUUGGCGGGGAGGACGGGGGAGGAGGAACUACUGGAGAUGGACAAACUGCCCUACUCGGCUCUCGUCAAGACGUAUAACGUUGACCGUCAGACGGGGGACUCUGCCGGCACGGCCACGGCGUACCUGACCGGCGUGAAGGCGAACUACGGUACGGUGGGUGUGGACGCGACGGUGAAGAGAAACGACUGUGCCGCUAGUUUCACGGGGAAAGUCAAGUCUGUCCUCAAACACGCACACGAAGCAGGGAAGUCCACGGGUAUUGUCGUGACGGCACGGAUCACUCACGCUUCGCCCUCCGCAUCCUACGCCGCUUCAGCUAACAGGGCGUGGGAACAUUCCGGUAAGCUCCCUACCGACGCUCAAGCCCUCGGGUGCAGCGACAUCGCCCUGCAACUUGUGCGGGACAACCCGUUUAUAAACACUGCAGCUACCCACUCAGAAAAGAGCCUUUUUCAGCCAGAUCACAUGCAGUACUCACUGGACAGGGAGGACGACCCAGCAGGAGAACCUACCAUUGCCGAGAUGACCACCAAGGCCAUACAGAUACUUAGCAAGAACCCCAAAGGUUUCUUCCUAUUCGUUGAAGGUUCAAAAAUAGACCUUGGUCACCACGCAAGCAAGGCAGCCCAUGCUCUACAUGACCUUGUUGCCUUUAACGACGCUGUUGGCGCGGCGAAGACCAUGCUUGACCUGGAUGAAACCCUGUUUACUGUGACGGCAGAUCACUCCCACACUUUCACCUUCGGAGGAUACGCACCCAGGGGAACGCCUAUUUUGGGUAUCGUACCGGAAAGUGAGGACAACAUUGUUCUGGAUGGCAAACCUUUCACAAACAUCCUGUAUGGAAACGGACCAGGAUACCGACUGGAGGGGAGAGAGAACCUCACGGGAGUUAACACAGCCGACAAAGAGUACAUCCAACAGUCAGCCGUCCCUAUGAAGUUUGAGAGUCACGGCGGGGAGGACGUGUCCGUGCUUUCUGACGGGCCCAUGGCGCACCUGUUCCGGGGACUGCACGAGCAGUCGUACGUGGCACAUGUCAUGAAGUACGCCGCCUGUAUAGGAGAGUACGCGUACGGACAAACGUCCGGUGGAACCAUGUUUGGAGCUCCUGUGAAGUUCGCUGUUUUAGCGGCGUGGUGGUCGGCAUGGGCUCUGACUUGCUUCUGCCAAACAGACGAGGAAAGACAGCCAGAAUACUGGAACGACCUGGCCUGGAAGGACAUUCGAGAUGCCCUCAACCUCCAGCCGAAGACGGGCGUGGCCAAGAACGUGGUGCUGUUUCUCGGCGACGGGAUGGGCGUGUCCACUGUGACGGCGGGGAGGAUCCUGAAGGGUCAGUUGGCGGGGAGGACGGGGGAGGAGGAACUACUGGAGAUGGACAAACUGCCCUACUCGGCUCUCGUCAAGACGUACAACAUAGACCGGCAGACGGGGGACUCUGCGGCCACGGCCACGGCGUUCCUGGGCGGCGUGAAGGCGAACUACUACACGGUGGGCGUGGACGGGACGGUGGCUAGAGGCGACUGUACCGCUAGUCUCACGGGGAAAGUCAAGUCUGUUCUCCGGUACGCGCACGAAGCAGGGAAGUCUACAGGCAUCGUAGUGACGUCACGGAUCACUCACGCCACGCCUGCCGCAGCAUACGCCUUUGCAGCAAACAGGGCGUGGGAACAUUCCGGUAAGGUCCCUAACGAAACUCAAGCCCUUGGGUGCAGCGACAUCGCCCUGCAACUUGUGCGGGAUAACCCGUAUAUAAACGUUCUACUUGGUGGUGGAAGAGCCUAUCUGACCACUACCAACCAGACGGAUCCGGAAUAUCCGGACCAGAAGGGAUUCCGGACGGACGGCCGUGAUCUGAUCCAGGAGUGGCGGGACGGGAAACAAGGCUCCGCCGCGCAGUACGUCUGGAGGAAGGCGGAGUUCGACCAAGUCGAUCCGGCACAGACGGACUAUCUCAUGGGCCUUUUUGAGCCAGGCCACAUGCAGUACUCACUCAACAUUGGGAACGACCCCGCAGGAGAACCUACCAUUGCUGAGAUGACCACCAAGGCCCUGCAGAUACUCAAGAAGAACCCAAAAGGUUUCUUCCUACUCGUUGAAGGUUCCAGAAUAGACCUUGGCCACCAUGACAGCAAGGCUGCGCUUGCGCUGCAUGACGUCAUCGCAUUCGAUGACGCCAUUGGCGCGGCGAAGACCAUGGUUGACCUGGAUGAAACCCUUUUUACUGUGACGGCAGACCACUCCCACAUGUUCAGCUUUGGAGGCUACGCGCCCAGAGGAACGCCUAUUUUGGGUAUCGUGCCCGAGAGUGAGGACAACGAUGUUCUGGAUAACAUGCCUUUCACAAACAUCCUGUACGGAAAUGGGCCAGGAUAUGGCCUGGAGGGGAGACAUAACCUCACGGGAGUCAACACAACUGACAAGGACUACAUUCAACAGUCCGCCGUCCCCAUGAGGUAUGAGAGCCAUAGCGGGGAGGACGUGUCGGUGUUCUCUGACGGGCCCAUGGCGCACCUGUUCCGGGGACUGCACGAGCAGUCAUACGUGGCACACGUCAUGAAGUACGCCGCCUGUCUGGGGGAGUACGCGGAGACAUGCCAGACCUCCCGUGUCCCGCCCUGCACCACCUCGGCAGCAGACAGGCGCACCUGGAGCGGGUUCGCUCUGGUCAGCACAUUCCUCGUCCUCGUGGUCAGGUGCAAGCUGGGUUGAUUUGAUUGAUGAAAGGAUCAAGUAUUUGUCACAUUUCUUUACCACAGCCACUUAUUUCUUAGAGAAAGGUGAUCUAAAGUUAUAUUUGAAAGGAUAUUGUGUCUUUUUAUCUUAUGUACAAGAAUUAGAUUUCACAAGGAGGUUUCUGGGAGUCAAAGGUCGUACAUGCCCUUUGACCUUUGACUCCCAGGUCACUAUCCUUCAGAGUUGAAGAAAGAUGGCGUCUUCCGUUUUCAAGUCUCUCCAGGCUGAACCUUCGGCUGUGAGUUAUAGUUAAUCCUUCAUUUUCAUGCAUACUCAGAGUGUGUGUAUUGGCGUAAGAAAGUGUAAUAUAAUGUAGUAAUUUGCUGCGGAACUGAAACAAGUAAAUGUUACCAGAGACCAUGAUUAGAUCUUGCCUAUGCAAAGUGUUCGGAUCGGGAUACGAAUAAUCACUACUUAAUCACAGGAUCUGACGCUGGUCAUUAGUCGGUUUGACAGAAUUUUUAAGGUCAAUAGUAUUUUAAUUAUAGGGUGUUUUGUAUAUAUUCACAUCAAGGAUUUUGAUAGCCAUUUUGUUAGUUAUCACGACAAAGUAGCAUUUAUUAUUGUGUUUAUUUGCUGCUUACAGCUGCUCAACUCUAUGGGUGGUGGUAUAUUAGAAUUAAUAUCCAUCAAUAUUGAUACAAUUAAUGAAUUGAUAAUAAUAUUCUUAAGGUACAUUUUAAAUUACGAAAUGAGACUUCUAAACAAUAACACCCCAGAUAUGUGAUCUCACAUUGCAUUAGAACAGUUUAUUAAAAUGAUUUUCCAAACGACCAGAGCUUUCGCUAAUUAUAGAAUUAGAUAUAAUGAUACGAAGACAAAACGUAAUAGAUAAACACCAACGGAGCUUCAUACUGUACGUAUGCUCAUGAUGUUCCACAAAUGACAACUGUUUGGGUUCGCAUGUACAAAACGUUUAUGGUCCCUCAAUAUAUUUUUAAGAUACGAUAACAAAAGCGUCUCAAAUAUACUAACAUCAACAGUAAUGUCCAAUAGUUUGACUGUUAAAUAGCAACAUAUUUUUAUAUACAUCGCCAACAUCAGACAACACUGCGGCAGAUUACACACAAAAAUAGCUCUCUUACAAAAUGGUUUUAUCUCUGAAGUCCUUUAAGUUGGUAUUCUUAUUUUAUACAACCACAAACGAUACGUCACAAAAACUAUAGACAUCAUAGGAUUCAACAAACGACUAUAGCAUUUACAUCAUAUCAACAACAUUGCUCGUUGAAUCAUGUAAACAAGAAAGUAAGGAAUAAAACUUGGUAACUGGGAGCACCUUUUACAGAAUAGACGCUAUUACAUAACAUCUUUGACUCGUCAUAAUUUAUUUUUUCG